AGCUAGUGUUAAUGUGAUGCCCUACAAGCUUUUCAAAAAGUUAGAAGUAGGUGAUCUUUAGACCUCUAAGCUUAGCAUCACCUUAGGCGACCGUUCGGUCAUUAGCUCGAUGGGUGUUGUGGAGGACAUGAUGGUGAGAGUGGGCAAGUUUUGUUAUGCGACCGAUUUCUUGAUUCUCGACAUAAGUGAGGACUCAGAUAUGCCACUCAUCCUCGGUCGUCCCUUUCUUGCCACCGCCAAGGCAUUGAUAGACGUUAAUGAGGGACCUUAAUUAUGAGGGACGAUAAUGAGAGAAUCAAGCUUGAAAUUGACCCUAAGGUUAGGAGUGAGGAAGUGGUUUCAAAUGAUGUGAAUGAGAGUGGUGGAGAGCCUCUCAAGGCAAACCCCACCAUUCCUUGCGUUGCUUUUGGUAAUGUUGAGCAGGAUGUGAAGGAGGAUACUAUGCCCAAGGAGAAGAGGAAGAAUGCUCGGAGGAAGAAUUUGAAAGAAGCUUUGGCCCGAAAGAAGGAGAAGGCCAAAGCAAAGUUGGCCAAUCAAGAGGGCCAACUCAUGGAGCCUAAGACGGGAGGCUACAAGCCUCGCCCCGAGAGUGUGGUGGAUCCACUCCCGGAUGCAUCACUUCACGACCAAAUCUCGCUGUAAAAUUUCAAAUCGUCGCUGGAAAACCGCAAAACUUUGUCGGUUUUUUUAUUUUCCUCCAUUUCCGGCGAUCAAAACCCAAAAGAAACGUCGUACCCAUUC
This is a messenger RNA of Linum trigynum, 741 nucleotides long. Lineage: Eukaryota; Viridiplantae; Streptophyta; Magnoliopsida; Malpighiales; Linaceae. The record is from the annotation of a GenBank genome assembly.